CUGGCCGAUCUUUGAACAUUAAGGAAGUUGUCUUUUUUGCUGUCUGUCUUAUGUUGAUUAUAAUUGCAAUCUCAUAGACUCGGGAUCAAAGACCAAAAGAAAAUCCACCCCUUGAGCUGCAUUUUCACCAAAAUAAGUAACUUUUUUUAAAUGUAAAAUUUAACCUUUCCACCAAAUUUCAUUGAAAUAUUUUCCUGUCCUUUUGAUAUCUUCUGUUGAUGAACAGAAUAAUGGCUAUGAGAUGAAUGAACCCAAUAUGAUUUAUCUGACUGAGUUGUGGUCCUGUCUCAAGCAACUUGAUUUCAGUGUUGGCACCAGACACAUGUCAGUUUUGCAAACACUACCCAGCUAGAUAGAGGUAUAUCACAUGUAGAAGAGGUCGAUGUGUCAGCUGAUGACCUUAUUUUUGGUAGGUUCAGACUUCAGUGUGAUUACCGGAGCAACGAUUCUGCAAUGCAAGCACAAAUAAAACCAUUUACUUUAUGGUGGUAUGCAAAUGUAAUGGUCCACGUCAUGACUGUGAAUAUUGUAAAUAUCUCUUAUUGCAACAGGGUGACUUGAAAUUCUAUGUAAGCAAUGUAAAUUCCUUAAGAGUAUAUUUGCACAAAAUAAUAGUCCUUAACAUUGUCAGGUAGGACACAAUUCUACAUAAUUUGGAGCAAGCUACAACUGUUUUAUCCAUUACUCUUGAUUUUUUUUUUUUUUUGAGCACGCUUAAAUAAUAUUAACUUAAUGGAAAUUAUAAUGUGAAGUUUUCAGAUUUCAAAGUGCUUUUUGUAAUGUUACCUUUCUGCCAGUUGUAGUGUGAUUGUACUGUGCUUUGAUUUUUGUGGUUAUUUGUUUACUUCUUUUCCUCAUGUUCAAAGCAAUGGAGCAUUUUUUCAUGUACAACAAUUAUAAGCGCGAAUUAAACAGAAUAUUGCUACUAAAAUUGGAGUAAAUGAAUUUUGUGUGGACUUCAUUUCCCAGGAUGCAUUGCUACGCCGGUCACGUGAACGUGCGUCUGUCAACAUGAGUGGGUGCCGCUGUGCAGGCAAGAAUCGGCAGCUUUGCGUUUGUUUACCGCUUCGGGACCACUGACUUGCGCUUUAAGCGUUACUUUCACGGCGAAAGGUGCAUAUGAGCAGUUUGUGAGACGGUUAGAAAAUAAAAAGGAAAAACUGUCAGACUUCUUAUUUUUCCCCGGCGGUCACCGGUCAAGCUCGUUAGCAUAGGAACAAACCGGAGUAGCUUGUUAAGCUAACAACAGCGUCCAUCCGCUGAGCUUCACAGACUCGGUAACAUUUUUGUUUAACCGACCUUUAUCACUUAUUUUAUCACAACUUUGUACACUGGGAUUGUAUCUGUAGAAAGAGUCUUGUGUACAGGCUAAAAAUGUACUUGAUAGCCCUAGUACGUGUACGUGAAUGAGAUUGUAAGUGGGGACAGGGUAGGGGUUUGCACUGACGACUAUCUCCGUGUAUGGAGAAUGAAUACACCGAGAUGUCUCCAUCUUUCACUGAACAUUGUGCUGCUCACCAUAGUCAUUACUAGCUGACCGGUAGCUGCCACAGAAGACACACACCGUCAGAUUGUGCGUGCGGGAAGCUUUGUGUGCCAUGUCUGUAAACGGGGUGCUUUCUCAGCCUGGAGACGUGGCUCCUCCAGGUCUAGCAGGAGCAGGGCCUCCUGCUGUGCCCUUCACCAACACGUCGCUGUCCUCCGGCCCGACGCCCGCACAGGAUAACCGGGGUUGUGAGAACGGCGCGUUAAUGGACUCGUUUGGGAUCUUUCUGCAGGGAUUACUAGCUGUGAUGGCUUUCAGCACGCUGAUGUUGAAACGUUUCAGGGAGCCCAAACAUGAGAGGAGACCCUGGAAGAUCUGGUUUUUGGACACUUCAAAACAGGCCAUCGGGAUGCUGUUCAUCCACUUUGCUAAUGUCUACCUGUCUGACCUGACAGAGGAGGACCCCUGCUCUCUGUAUCUCAUCAACUUUUUGUUAGAUGCUUCUUUGGGCAUGUUGCUGAUCUAUGUCGGGGUGAGAGUUGUCACUGCUAUUGUAGAGUGGAGGCAAUGGGAUUCCCUACGUUUUGGAGAAUAUGGAGACCCAGUGCAAUGUACUGCAUGGGUGGGCCAGUGUGUCCUCUAUAUCCUCAUCAUGACCUUUGAGAAAAUAAUGAUCAGCCUCGUCCUUCUCAUUCCACAGUGGAAGCAGCUGGCUCUCCUCAAACCCAUACAGAAUCCUGACUUGGAAUUGGCCAUCGUCAUGCUCAUCGUUCCAUUCUUCAUCAAUGCCCUUAUGUUCUGGGUAGUUGAUAAUUUUUUAAUGAAAAAGCACAAAACAAAAGCAAAGCUGGAGGAAAGAGAGGAAGACUCAAGGGGGAACAGCAAAGUUCGCUACAGACGAGCCUUAUCCCAUGACGAUUCUGAGUCUGAGAUACUUUUCUCAGCAGAUGACGAAAUGGAUGAAUCUGACGAGGAUGAUAUUCGACAGCUUACUGGUCUGAAGACUGUGAAGAAGAAGAAGCUUCGCAUGGGGAUUCCUGUUUGAUCCGUGUGCCUCAUUCGAUUGCGAUAAAUCUAAAUUCCACUGGUAGCUACUCAUCUCAGAAGCCCACAUACGUUCCUCCACAGACUGACUUCAGCCUCAGGAGUUUGCAUGACUUCUUUCCGAUGGGGAAAAUCAAAUAUAUGAGGUGGCAAAGAUGGGACGAAGUCACCAUCAAGUCAUUCUCAAGUCAUCAGUCUGCAACUCCCAAGUCAAGUCUCAAGUCAGCUUACAAACAGUUGGUGGUCAUUAUGACUUGAGACUUGAUAUGGAACUUGCUGAUUCAUGACUUGAGAGUGACUUGAUGGUGACUUUGUCCCAUCUCUGUGAGGUAGUGGGGGUAAGGAUGUGAAUGACGAACUCUUAGGAAUUCCCUUUACUGUUGACUCUUGUACAAACUCUGGAAUCAACUUUAUACACUGCUCAGCAUUUUUGCCAGGUCUCCACGCACUUGUUGGAUCUCUGUUGCGAGUGAAGGCUCUCCUGUGGUGAAUGUUUGGAAGAUGAAAUUGCACGCUGAAUGAACUGUGAAAUCCAUUAGGUAAGUAGGAUAUGAACAAAGUAGCACUGGUUUAAUACUGACAGGACAUUUGUGGAACAGUAUGCUUUUUUGUUUUUUUGGGGUGGUUGGGAAG
Thalassophryne amazonica is the source of this 3163-nucleotide messenger RNA. It is a transcript of the gene stimate, whose product is annotated as STIM activating enhance. Gene Ontology annotation, cellular component: membrane; cortical endoplasmic reticulum. Gene Ontology annotation, biological process: activation of store-operated calcium channel activity. The transcript is spliced from 8 exons. Gene Ontology annotation, molecular function: calcium channel regulator activity. Lineage: Eukaryota; Metazoa; Chordata; Actinopteri; Batrachoidiformes; Batrachoididae. The coding region runs from base 1599 to 2531 and encodes 310 amino acids. The record is from RefSeq and is a predicted model, not a curated record.